AUGGCGGUUUGUCAACAGGAUGCUGAAACCUCCGAUCCUGAGCGGACGGCUUUGUCACAGACUCCAAAAUGGUUCUUUCACACAUAUAGCAGUAGGUCUUGGGCGUAUCGGCUAUCGGUUUUAGCCCGUGGUGCCGUGGUGAAAGCAGUGCCGUGGUGCCGUGGUUAUAGUGAUUGGUUCUAUGUGAUGAGGUUCGCGGCCUGCUGGGCUGCCGAGCUGGUGACGGUGGCUUUGCUGGGCCUCGAGGUGUCUGACUCGCCACCGAAAGGCUGCACCGGGGGCCAGGUGCCCCGAACUGAGCCCUUGUGGGCAUUUUGCUUAGCCUUGAGGCCGUUUCUGCCAGCCUUUCAGCAGUCGAUCGCAGAACAGGCGAAAUCCGGCCGCGAAAGCUUUUGGGCACACUACGAUGCACAGGGUGGCUAUGGUUGGGGCUAUCCGCCAAUGAUGAUGAUGAUGCCCUGGGGCAAGGGCAAGGGCAAGGGCCUACGUGGCUUUGCGAACGAGAAGAAGGUGUGGAUUGGAGGUUUGCCUGCCGGGCCCACCAGCAUUGAGACCAACAAGAAGCUCAAGGAGCACAUGUCCCAGGCUGGUGAAUGCAUUUUUGCGGAGAUCAACAAGAACGGCAUCGCAGGUGCUGCAUUCAAGACACCGGAAGAGGUGCAGAAAGCUGUGGAAAGCCUCAAUGGUUCCAUCUUCGAAGGCCACACCCUUGAAGUUGACAUUUGGCAAAAGAAGACUCCUGAGACUGCACAGAGCUAG
Messenger RNA from Durusdinium trenchii, 759 nucleotides. The record is from the annotation of a GenBank genome assembly. Lineage: Eukaryota; Dinophyceae; Suessiales; Symbiodiniaceae.